UCCUUGCAGGUGGUUUUUAAAUUCUUCUUCAGCCCACAAACCGAGAAGAACCGGGAUAUUGUGAGACGAUCUGGCCUCUUGCUAUGGCAGUUGCUGAUGGCACCAGUGGACCAGAUCAGCCCUGAAAUUCAGAAGGAAGUCUGUCUGGCCAUCAGUUCUGGUCUAAACAUCCUGUAUCCUGGAGAAGUAGAAAUCAAUAACUUGCUGAAACUGGUCUUAACGGAAGGAGAGAGAAACAGUGGGCUGGCCCAGCUUCGCGAUGUGAUCAUGACUAACCUGGCAGAGCAACUUCAGAACAACAGAUUUGGCAGCGAAGAUGAUGAGAAUUACAGACUAAACGAUGAACUUUUGCACUACAUUCUCAAGAUUGUUGUUCGCGAAUCUUGUAUCUUAAUCACCAAGUGCCAAACAGUAUCCAGAGAUGAAUUUCAAAGGCUCCUCUCAACUGUGCCUGCCGCCUCCUCCUGCCUGCGAUAUCUGAUGGCCGUACAGAACCAUCUUCUGAGUAAUACAAUUUUGAUUAAGCCUGACGAAAACGAUGACAGUGACAGCUCCUUGCAGGGAGAGACAUUGAAGGUACAGGAGCUUAAGGCCAGUAUCUUGGCUCUGGCUACACAAAUCUUGACAGGAUGCGAUGAGGUCCUAGAAAUGCUGCAGCAAGUCACUACUGCUCUUAUAAAUAGUGAUAUUCCAGACAGGGAGCACAGAUUAAAGGGCCUGGAGCAGGUGACCAAAGCCACCAUGCUGGGCCACUUGCUCCCAGUAUUGCUGACGUCACUGAUGCAUCCCAACCUCCAGACCUUGACUAUGGCUGAUGCUCUGAUGCCUCAGUUGGUGCAGCUGGUUCUUUACACAAGCCAGACUGCCUUGUUGCUGAAAACCCAGUCUCCUCUUUUCUCCGAAGCUGGUGCUUCUCCCAGUGGGGUCUGUGAACAGAGGAGCAAGCUGAUUCCUGAUGAGAGAAUGCUAGAAGAGAAAGAAGAGCCAGGGUUCCUUACUGGCUUGAAAAUCCCAGCUCCUUGGGCUGCUGGGAAAACAGUGGAAACAGUUCAUCCUGUUCGAGACAACUACAAAUUUAAGGAAACUGUGCAUAUUCCGGGAGCUCGUUGUUUGUAUCUGAGGUUUGAUAGCCGAUGUUCCUCACAGUAUGAUUAUGACAAGUUGGUGAUAUAUGCUGGCCCCAACACAAACAGUCGGAAGGUGGCUGAAUAUGGGGGCAACACCCUUGGAUAUGGCAGCCGCAGUGUCUUAGGAACUGGUUGGCCCAAAGAUUUGGUAAAGGUGGAAGGGGACACUGUUACCUUCUCUUUUGAAAUGAGGAGUGGUCGAGAACACAACACCCCCGACAAAGCAAUGUGGGGCUUUGCUUGCACUGUCCGAGCACAGGAGUCCUCAGAAGAUGUGUCAGGAGGAUUGCCCUUCUUGGUAGACCUGGCAUUAGGUUUGUCUGUGCUGGCUUGCUCUAUGCUGAGGAUACUGUACAAUGGACCAGAAAUAACCAAAGAGGAGGAAGCAUGCCAAGAACUUCUGAGAUCCAAACUUUUACAGAGGUGCCAGUGGCAGGUGGAAGCCAAUGGAGUCAUCUCUCCAGCCCUCACUCCGAGCCCUUCCCCACUGCCUCUCACCAUUGAGGAAGAUCGCGAAUUCACCUAUCCAUCUGAUGUCCUUGUUCCCCCUGUUGGCCACUACUUUGAGCUGCCACGGAUCAGGCUCCCUCCGGGAAUCAUGAUCAAACUCAGGGAAAUAUCUGGCCGCGCUCGGCCCCAGUUUAGACCCAGCAUCAGGGAGGUGAUCCAACCUGACAUAAUGGAAGAAAUGGUGGUUUCAUGUGUGAUCAAGCACUUGAAUCUGGUUGACGCCCUCCAGUCCCUCAUAAACUUCCAGUAUCAAGAAGAACAUGCAGAGGAGUAUGACUUGCUCUGCAAAAUUAUGGGCGAAACCUUUAAGAAGCUAAAUGCCAUGGAAAGACAAUUGCAGAGUGUUGCUGAACUGGAACAGAAGUGGCAAAGUGAAGUGGAAGAGGCCAUGCAUGGGAAGCUGGAGAACAAUGUGCCCUUCUUUUACGAUUAUCACUUUAAUGAGAGCAAAAUGAAAGAACUGGAACUUCUGUGCUCAAUGAAGGAGAUUUCGUUUGAUGGAAGCGACCUUGAGAAUAUGGUUAUUUCACUAAGGGAGAAAUUCAUUCAGGAAGUAAACUCUCUGCACCAGAAGCCUUUGCAUCCCAUGGGGAAAACAAAAACGCUGGUAAAGAGCCUGAUGAACCGAGCAGAACUGCUGUUGCACGUCACCAUUGCUGCCCAGUCUGGCCUCACCAGGAGUAUAUCUGGCACACCUGCAGAGACACCAGCUUGCAAGUCUGCAUCAGAAACUAAGGUGAUAUCCCAUGCUGUCCGCCAGCCUGUUUUUCUCCGCAGCAUGUCCGCACCCUCGGACCUUGAAAUGAUUGCCAAUGAGGAUCUGGAAUUCACUAGGUCAAGCCAAAGGCGACGCCACGUUACUAGUCACAGAAGUAGCUCCUUUACUCUUCUCCAGUCUCUGACUAUUGAGGACAGCCGAGAUAAGCCCACCUACAGUGUUUUACUGGGGCAACUGUUUGCUUUCAUUGGGACCAAUCCUGACCAAGCAGUAUCGAGCAGCAGUUUCCUUUUGGCUGCUCAGACCCGUUGGCGCCGUGGGAACACUAGAAAACAGGCCCUGGUACAUAUGAGGGAGCUCCUGACAGCGGCUGUUCGCGUUGGAGGUGUGACACAUCUUGUGGGCCCUGUCACAAUGGUACUUCAAGGAGGCCCAAGAAUUGAAGAACUCACUUGUGGUGGGAUGGUGGAACAAGUGCAAGAAGCCUUUGGGGAGACCAUGACUUCGGUGGUGGCGCUCUGCGCUCGCUAUCCCAUCGCAUGUGCAAAUAGCAUUGGCCUGUUGUGCACUAUCCCAUAUACCAGGAGCGAAGAAAAAUGCCUGGUGCGAAGUGGCCUGGUCCAGCUGAUGGAUCGGUUGUGUAGUUUAAGCAGCCAGGCUGAAUCCAGCUCUAAUGAGAAACAGACCAAGAAGCAGAAAGUGGCGACCAUGGCUUGGGCCGCAUUCCAAGUGCUAGCCAACCGUUGUGUCGAAUGGGAAAAAGAGGAAGGUGGGUCCACAGAGGCUGUCCAUUCUGGUCUGGCACGUCAGGUCUCCAGUCUCCUGACCAACCAUCUGGCACGUGCCACAGAGUGCUGCGGCAACCAGGCAGCUGGCAAUGAUGCCUUGCAAGAUGUCCUCAGUCUUCUAAAUGACUUGUCAAGGAGUCACAUUGGCAAAGCAAUACUGAGCCAGCCAGCCUGUGUGUCCAAACUUCUCUCCUUGCUCUUGGACCAGCGUCCCUCUCCAAAGCUAGUCCUUAUCAUCCUUCAACUCUGUCGUGCUGCUCUGCCCCUCAUGAGCGUCGAGGAUUGUGGGAAUGUGGAAUUGCCUCCCUGGAGUUACUCUGUGCCCUCCCUGAACAGCGAGCAGGAUGACCCUAGUGACCCAGCUUCCAAAAUUGCUUCCCUGCUUUUAGCAAAACUGGCAGAUUAUGUAGUACCAGGAUGCCAGACAGUUCUUUCUCCGACGGCUUCUGAGCCUGAUACCUCACUGACAAAAGCCAGUCCAAAAAGUUCCCUUAAAGGAGACAAAGAUCCAGGGGAAGAGAGUGAAGCUGUGGAUGGUAAACUUUCCAUCUUUAUUCAUAAGCGGGAAGAUCAGUCCUCUCAUGAGGUCCUUCAGCCACUGCUAAGUAGCUCCGAAGGUCGGCCAUUUCGCCUUGGAACGGGAGCUAAUAUGGAGAAGGUGGUGAAGAUGGAUCGAGACAUGACAAAAAGUGGCUGUUGCGAGGUGAUCACAGAAGAGGCAGCGGCAGCUUUACGCAAAGCCACCAAGUGGGCACAGUCUGGGCUGAUUGUGAGCGUGGGGCCACCAGUAGAAACAGCCAGUCCGGAGAGUACCAGCGGCCUGUCAACUGGGGACAAGAAGAAGACAGCCCAAACCUCAAUUUGCAGGGAACGAAAUUCAGAACUCGCCAGAACUGACCCUGUGCGGCCGUUCAUCAGUGGCCAUGUCGCAAACAGCAUGGCAGCAGAGGUGAUAGCUUUGCUUCACAGCCUGCUCAUGGCACCGGAAUCCAACGCGGCUCAAAUCUGGACAACCACAGCUGAAAAAGUCCUGUCUCGUGCUCUAAUGUAUAUCCCACAGCUGGGAAAAUAUGCCGAGAGCAUUCUGGAGAAUGGUAGUAGUAGCGGCAGGAAAUUGGCCAAGCUUCAGAGGAUUGCGCGCCAGGCGGUGGCAGCUCUGUGCGCUCUUGGCGGCUUCAAAGAGACCAUCAAAAUUGGCUCUGAAGUGCAGGUUUUGGGUAGGGGAAUUGCAGGAAGUAUUGGAGUGGUGGCGUCUAUUAAUGAACAGGAAGGUAUAGCAACGGUCAAAUUUCCACCCACCAGUAUAGACUGUAGAAAGAGCACCCAAGCAUCAGACACUUUAACUAUUCCAUUAUCUAGGCUCUGUGUCCCAAGAUCAGAGGCAUUGCCUCUCCAUAAACUGUCCAUUACUGAGAAGGUAGUACAGGCAGUCCAGUCCAUGUUGCUUCCUCAGGAGGGGAGUCUUUCUAUUCAUACCUCACUUCCUGCAACAGGAGAUGGCUCAACCCCAGUAAUGGCAGUCGUCCGACUCCUGGCUGAAAUUCGAACCAGAGCAUGCCUGGUGAUGGCACAGUUACUGGAGGACAGUUCCUUCUGUGAAGAGUUCAUUCAGCAGUGUCCAGCUGCUGUGGAAGUCCUGAACCUUGUGGCCCAGGAGUGCAGCCCUGGAGAGCGGCUCCUUGUUGUAGAAGUGCAGUGUGAAAGGCUAAGGAUGCUGUACCGUGACAGUGCACGCCCUCCACCUCCACCGCUGCAGGCAGACAGAAGGCAGCCCAAGGAAAUUACCUGGAGCCCUUCUAGAGUCUUCCCACCUGUGCGAGCCUGCAUGUUCUCCUCACAUCUUACAGCUGUGACCUUCCUUGCGGAUCCCAGUGCUGGCGGAGGGCUGCCCCGUGGCACCUUUAUUUAUGCCACCUCUCCGGUUCCAGUACAGGCACCAUCUUUCUAUUGGGAGAUUGAGAUUGUGUCCUAUGGAGAUACAGAUGAUGACACUGGACCGAUUGUCUCAUUUGGCUUUGCCACGGAAGCAGAAAAGCGUGAUGGAGCAUGGACCAACCCUGUGGGCACCUGCCUCUUUCACAACAAUGGACGUGCUGUUCAUUACAAUGGUUCCAGUUUGCUGCAGUGGAAGAGUGUGCGACUAGAUGUGACCCUUUCUCCUGGUGAUGUUGCAGGGAUCGGUUGGGAAAGGUCAGACGGCACCCCACCUGCUCCAGGGCAACCAGCGAAAGGCAGAGUGUAUUUUACCUACUGUGGACAGCGGCUGGGACCAUAUCUGGAAGAUGUGUCUGGGGGAAUGUGGCCAGUUGUGCAUAUCCAGAAGAAGAACACUAAAGUCCGAGCCAAUUUUGGGUCCCGCCAGUUUGCCUAUGCGGAAGGCCAAGCUCAUCGAAAUGCUGCCGACCUCUGUGUCGACCUCGCUGAAGAAAUCAGUGCCAACUUUGAAGUGUUGCCUUUUGCCAUGGCUUCCGAUAGUGACAAUGAUGCUGGCACCAGCACGGCUUCUGACCCUGGGACUCACGGGCCUCCUUGCAGGAUUGCAGCUGUGGCCACAGCGCAGCAACAAUAUGAUAGCGACACCUCUUGCCAUUAUAAGAUGGAACUUAGCUAUGAAAACUUCAUCACAUCAGGCCCAGAUCCUCACCCUCCUCCCAUUGCAGAUGAUGAAAGUGAUGAUGAUGACGAUGAUGACAUUCCACGGGAAGACCACUAUGCCUUGCUCGUUAAAGCCUGGGAGACCAAAGUCUUCCCUACAAUUAGAAGACGGUUCCGCAAUGAAGCAGAGAGGAAGUCUGGCUUGGAUCAAAUUAAAGGAGCCUUACAGCUAGGCAUGGUGGAUAUAGCCCGUCAAACAGUGGAAUUCCUCUAUGAGGAAAAUGGGGGCAUCCCCCGAGACCUCUACCUUCCCACAAUUGAAGAUAUUAAAGAUGAAGCCAAUAAGUUCACUAUUGAUAAAGUUCGGAAAGGUCUCACUGUUGUCACCCGCUGCCCAGAUAGCAACAACGUGGUCGCCAAUACUGUGGGAACAGCACUGCCUAAAUUUGCCAUCCGUGGGAUGCUGAAGACUUUUGGGCUCCAUGGCGUCGUUCUAGAUGUUGAUUCGGUGAAUGAGCUUGUCCAAGUGGAGACUUACCUCAGAAGUGAAGGGGUCUUGGUAAGAUAUUGGUACCCAAUUGAUAUGCUGGAGCGACCACCUGCUGGCUAUAGGAGAACUGCGACAAAUGGGCUGGUUUCCUUGGACAAUUCAAACAUUCAGAUUCACAGAGAACUUUUGCGAUGUGAAGCUGCACUUGCUAGGUUGUACUGCCGCAUGGCCCUACUCAACAUUUUUGCCCCUAGAUCUCCUCACAUGUUUACACGCCUGUUUCACAUCCCUGCCAUCCGGGACAUCACUCUGGAACAUCUCCAGUUGCUUUCCAAUCAGCUUCUAGCACCACCUCUUCCUGAUGGAACCAUCAGUUCCAGCUCCAUUCUCCUGGCCCAAUCCCUCCAGCACUGCAUCCAUUCCCAGAACUGCUCAGCCACAGACCUCUUCUACCAAGGCAAUUCCCAGACUAUCCAGGAGUGGCUCACGGUUGCCAUUGCUCGGACCCUGCAUCAGGGAGAAGAGAGCCUGAUUGAACUGACCAAGCAAAUCUGCUCCUUCCUGCAGAAUGCUCCUGAACAGUUCCCGUCCGAAGAGUUCCCCAUUUCUGAGUCAAAAGUAAACAUGGAUGUCAACUUCCCUGGGGCAGCCUUUGUGAUUGUGUCCUGUAAGGAAAGUCAGUCUGGAUUCCGCAAAGACUCCUCUCUGUAUAAGGCCCCCUGGGCCCGGAUUCUUGUCUAUGGCCUUGGUCACAAAGUCAAGAGGAAUGGCCAGCUGAACCUGAUCGAGGCAGUGUGCUACCCUCGGGAUGCUUCUCCGACAAACACAGGCCUCACGCCACCCCCCACAACCAACCAGUAUCCCCCUGUCAUCAUCUCUACAGAUAAGGUCCACAUCAAACUGGGCGUGUCGCCUCCUCCUGGUGCCAUGAUUGUCCUACACUCUCUCCCCCUGGAGUUUCCGCUGGCCCUGGCAUUUGCGGAACAGCUUCUGACCUGGAAGCUGGAUGACGGGGAUGGAAGAUCUGAAGAGGAGCUGGACACAAUCCCUGCCUCUGUCCUUUUGCAAGUGGUGGAAAUUCUAGGGAACUUCCUGUGGGCGACCAACAUGGCAGCCUGUGUGAAGGAACUCUUGUUUCACCUCUUGGCUGAACUACUUCGAAAAAUUCACAGCCUGGAACAGAAGAAGAACCCAGCAGGAUUGUCAUCUUCCAUUGCGCUCCAGCUCAAUCCUUGCCUGGCCAUGUUGAUGGCACUCCAGUCAGAACUGCACAAGCUGUAUGAUGAAGAAACUCAGAACUGGGUGUCUGGAAAUGCCUGCGGUGGGUCUGGGGUAGGAGGAGCUGACCAGGGGAGAUUUUCCACAUAUUUCCAUGCCCUGAUGGAGGUCUGCCUGGCUGUAGCGGAAGUGACUUUGCCAAUCAACAUGGGCAUCACUGCCAAUGUGAUGUCAUCAACAAGUGGCCCAAAUCUAAGCGAUUCAUCCUCCUCUUCCUCCUCAUCUCCUGGGCAGACCCCCCAAAGCCCAAGCCUCCUGUCAAAGAGGAAGAAGGUGAAAAUGAAGCGAGAGAAGACGUCAACUUCAGGGAAACGGACUUCAUCCCGAGCUGCCGAGACAGACACCUCCUUACUGAGCAUUGGUGGGAGCAAGCCAGAGGAUAUGUUGUGGUUCCACCGGGCACUCACCUUACUCAUUAUUCUCCGACAUUUAACAAAGAAGGACCCCCAGGGGCUGGGUGUGACAAAUGAUGCUGUGGCUGAUGCUUGCCAGGCCUUGGUCGGGACAACAGCUCACAGCCGCCUGCUGGUGAUUUCGGGCAUCCCUACCCACCUAGAGGAAGGGAUUGUGCGAGGCGCCAUCCGCAAAGCCUGCAACGCCCAUGGGGGUGUCUUCAAGGAGGAAAUCUACAUCCCUAUGCAAGAGGAGGACCCUAAGAAGAGCAAGGACAAAGCUGAGGGAGGGGAAAGUCGGACAGAGCUAGACAAACCUGUGGUCUCCAGCAGCGUGGACAGCCUUGACAUCACCAGUUCCAGCAGUGUUACACCCGCCAUGAGCGUUAGUGCUUCAGCCUCUACCAGCCAGGCCUCCAUUUCCAGUUCUCAGGGGAUCUCUCGGACUACGAGUGACAUCUCGGUUGACCAGGCACUUCAAGGUGGCUUAGAGAUGGCCAUUCCACCUGGGUUGCUGGAGAGCACACCCCACGGGGUUUCCAGCCAGGAGAGUUUAGACCUUUCCAUCGGCAGCAGCCUGGGGAGCUUUGGGGAACAGCUUGACAAUGUGGAGACAGCGUCGAUGUCAGAUGUUGGGUCAGUGUACACUGUUACAUCACUGGACAGCCAGCCGGCCCCAUCCAGGCCCAUCAAGGGCUUUGCCGUUGUAGAGAUCAGAUCCCGGGCCAAGAUAGAGAAAAUCCGAGCCAGCCUUUUUAACAGCAGUGACCUGAUUGGUUUGUCCAGUCUGGAUGGGGAAGAUGAGCUCAUGGAAAUGUCCACCGAGGAAAUUUUAACAGUCUCAACUGUGAACCAGAGCUUGUUUGAUACACAGGGGAGUCCUGCACUUGAAGACUACUUCAAUGACAAAACCAUCAAAGGUGACAAGCUUGUGCCAGGUGCUCGUGAAGUCUUGACUGAAAUAUUUAAAAGCUGUCUCCAUUCUGAACAAAUGUUGAGCUUGACACCAGCAAAACCCACCAAAGUGGCUGAGAUUUAUCUGAGCAAAGAGCAGAUCAAUGCGCAGACACCUGGCAACCUGCUGCACACCUUCUUUACCAACGUCCGUCCUCCAAAGAAGGUUCUUGAGGAUCAGCUCACCCAGAUCCUGAGGAAAUAUGGCGCUCCAAAGCCAAAGUUUGACAAGAGCAAGUACAACAAGGGCGGCAAAGAGCAGCACCCAGUGAAGGUUGUGAGCACCAAGCGGCCUGUCACAAAGCCCCCUGCCAAGGAGAAAGCUGUGCUCAACAGUGUCAGCAGGACAGCUUUGAGUGAGAAGAAGCCAACGGUGAAGCCUAAAUCUCCAGAGAAAAGCAAGCCUGAUGAAAAGGAUCCAGAUAAGUCUCCCACAAAAAAACAGGAAGUUCCUGAGGAGAAAUAUCUGACACUGGAUGGAUUUCAUAGAUUUGUCAUUGAUCGGGCAAAACAGGACAUCCGUAGCGUGUGGCGGGCCAUUUUGUCCUGUGGUUAUGACCUUCACUUUGAAAGGUGCGCCUGCAUUGAUGCCAGACAUGCUCAGAAAGCCUCCCGCAAGUGGACCUUAGAAAUGGAUGUUUCCCUGGUCCAAUACAUCAACCGUCUCUGCCGCCAUCUGGCCAUCACGCCAGCCCGUCUGCACCCACAUGAAGUAUACUUGGAUCCUGCUGAUACAGCUGACCCACGAGUCUCCUGCCUCUUGAACGUGCCCAUUGAGAGCCUCCGCCUGCGUUUUGCCCUGCUCCAGUCCCUCAACACCACUUUGGAGACAUUCUUCCUGCCGCUGGUGGAGCUUCGGCAGACUGAAAUGUACACCAAUAGCAUUGCGGCGCUGCUGCAAGAAGCCAAAGGAUUAAUUUUUUAUGACACAAAAGUGACUGUCAUGAACCGAGUGCUUAAUGCCACUGUUCAAAGGACAGCUGAUCACGCAGCUCCUGAGAUCACCUUGGACCCCCUUGAAAUUGUUGGAGGAGAGAUUCGUUCUUCAGAAAACUCCUACUUCUGCCAGGCUGCCCGACAGCUGGCUUGCAUCCCUUCCUCCCAACUCUGUGUGAAGUUGGCCAGCGGAGGGGACCCCACUUAUGCCUUCAACAUCCGCUUUACAGGCGAGGAGGUCCAUGGCACAAGUGGCUCUUUCCGGCACUUCUUGUGGCAGGUCUGCAAAGAGCUCCAGAGUUUGUUGCUCUCCCUCCUCUUGCUCUGUCCCAGUUCAGCAGUUAAUAAGAACAAGGGCAAGUACAUUUUGACCCCCAGCCCCAUCAGUUAUGGGGAAGAGCAGCUGCUGCACUUCUUUGGGCAAUUACUGGGGAUAGCCAUCCGGGCGGACGUCCCCUUGCCCCUGGACCUUCUGCCCUCCUUCUGGAAGACCUUAGUAGGAGAACCACUGGAUCCAGAUGUUGACCUUCAGGAGGCAGAUAUACUGACCUACAACUAUGUCAAGAAAUUUGAAAAUCUCAAUGAUGAGACGGAGUUGGAGGCCCUGUGUGCCGAAAUCGCUUCCCAGCACUUAGCCAUGGAGAGUCCCGACUGCCCCAACAAACCCAGCUGCAAGUUCACCUACCUGACAAUGACAGGCGAAGAGGUGGAGCUCUGUGCUAGAGGCAGGCACAUCCCAGUGGUGUGGGAAAACAAGGAUGUCUAUGCAACUGCCAUUCGGAACCUGAGGCUACGUGAGCUGCAGACUCCAGAGUGUGUGAUGGCUGUGCGGGCCGGCCUGGGCUCCAUUAUCCCCCUUCAGCUUCUGACCAUGUUGACCCCCUUGGAGAUGGAGCUGAGGACUUGCGGGCUCCCCUUCAUCAAUCUGGAGUUCCUCAAGGCCCAUACUAUGUACCAAGUGGGACUGAUGGAGACUGACCAGCAUAUUGAGUUUUUCUGGGGGGCCUUAGAGAUGUUCACGCAGGAGGAGCUCUGCAAGUUCAUCAAGUUUGCCUGCAACCAGGAGCGCAUCCCCUUCACCUGCCCCUGUAAGGAUGGCGGGCCGGACACCGCCCAUGUCCCACCGUACCCCAUGAAGAUUGCACCCCCUGAUGGCACAGCAGGGUCGCCAGACUCCCGCUACAUUCGAGUGGAGACCUGCAUGUUCAUGAUCAAACUCCCCCAGUACUCCUCCCUUGACAUCAUGUUGGAGAAGCUCCGGUAUGCCAUCCACUACCGCGAGGACCCUCUCAGCGGCUGAGCCGUCAUCUCACAUGCAAGGCAACGGACACCUUGGGGGCAUUCCUUCAGAGCAGCCCCUGCUCAACGGAAGAACCACACUGGAUGCCUUGGGGUGACCCUGAGGUGAGAUCUGAAGACUUCCUCUUCCCUCCAUACCUUUGCUUCUGCAACUGUGGUUGCAGGAAGACUUCCCUGUCAUAUUUGUGGACUUUUGUGGUGGAUGGGUUGUCUUUGCUGCCUUGUUUGUGAAAUAUUUGUAGGAUGAGUUUAGUACACAGACUGAUGUUCACAAACCUUGAGAUCCUUACAUUUCUUUCAAAAGUAGAAGAGUACUAAUAGUUGCACAGAAACAUAAUGACGAGGCUUUCAUUUCUGAGUGCAAAAAAAGCAAGGCAGCUUCAACUACUGGCUCAGGCUGUUUUCUGUAACCACUGACACAAAGGGACUCUCACGGGGACAAGUACUGAAAGGUCUUGCUUUCUGUGCAGGGGUUGGGGGGGGGGGGUAACUUCACAGCUUUUCACACAUACAGCUUUGAUGACAAGAAACUUACCAAUUCAUGUUUCCCCAGAGCAGAAAUCUUAAUGCACCCAGGUAUGGCAAGUUUCAAUCAUUCUUACAAAUACAUGGGGGGUCAGUUGGCCGAAAUCAAACAAGUUGGCACCUCAGCCUUCUCCAAACAGCAAUGCCAGUAGGAAAGCUGCACCUUUUUUUAGACUCAGAAAUGAUUGGUCAGAGAUUGCUACAAGGUUCGCAUCCAGAAAAGAGGGGAGAGAAGAUGCCAACUGUCAGCCCUCCAAGAGGAUUGGUUUUCUCUUCCUUGGUGGGAUCCCCUUGGCCUUUCUCUGGGGCAACCUUCCUUUUCUUCCAGCGGGGGCUUGGGAGGGAGAGGGUCUUCAGGCCACUGGAAUGUAAGGAAGCUGCCCAACAGGAGGGCUCUGGGGAUUGUGCCUCAGUCUGUUGUGAGAUGUCCCCUGUGUCAGAGAGACACAUCAAGCACGCACAUUUCCCCCCUUGACUAAUGAAAUGAGUGAUUCUAUAUGCGGGGUUGCCCUUCAACCCCAGACUCUCCGAAGGGCCUCUGUUUGGCUUGGUGCUAUCCAUGAGUUUAAGUGCCAGCUCUUAGUUCCAAGCUUGUAUUUUCUUCCCUGCAAAAACCUCAUGCGCAUCUUUCCAAGCUGUCAUCUAGGGCUGGGGCGGGAGACGAGAGUCAACAUUGUUUGGCUUGGCUGUGGCCAUGGAAGAGCUGUAUUUAUUGUACAUUACUGUGAAUACUAGUAUCUGUUUGGGUUGCAUGAUGUAUGGCUGGAGCUUGUGAGGGAUGAGUGAGAAUGCAAGAAAGAUGAGUGUGACUUUUUAGAGUUAGCUGUCAGCGUGUACAAGACCCAACUUCCAUUGGUUGAAAAGAAGUAAAACUUGCACCUCUAUAGGCGGCACUUUUAACUCCCACGUCAUGCCCACUUUCUGGCCAGAUGAAAGACUUCUAAAGACAAACCUUGCACGGCGAGUUUACAAGUACCCAAGAGAAACCCGGAUAGAAAGAAAGGGGCAUUAAAAGACUUUCCCAUCGACAGUGGAUCUUUUGGUCUGAGCAAAGCUAAUAGCCCCCCUUUCCAAGCCUCUGGCUGUUCUCCUUUGGAACGGCCUGGUUUUCUCUGAAGGGGGACUUCUCCUGCUGUCAAAUACCUCACAGGCCUUUUGGUUGCCACGUCGCCGGCUGUGAAUCCUCAAGGAAGCUGCCGCUGCUGCCGCCGCCAUUCCUACUGCUCCCUCCUUGAGGCUGUCGGGUGUCACGAGGACCUUCCCCACCUCAGCCCCAAAGUGUGUGUGCUGUCAAGUGACUUGGUGUAUAUUUAUGCUAUUUAUUUAUGGUUGCAUUUAAGAAAAGGAAAUUGUUCUCCAUGGUGUUUACACCCCACCCAGUGUCAACAAAGCUUCUUUUUUGGGAACAUUUUGCAUCCAGAUCGUACGCCCUUCAUCUGCAUGGUGGAUUCCAUUGGGCAGGGCAGGCUGGCCAAGUGGAAGGAUGCUGCUAAGUUAAGGCUGGGCACAUUGCUGAGAAAUGGGCCUGGAUUUCCUCCGUGGAUGGAGUCACUUCUUUGUUCACUCUAGGAAUGCUGCCAGCAGCAAGAGGAUCUCUUGCUAGAUAGGCUGGGGUUGUGAGUCGUCUUUCUUUUCACUUGAAUAUUCAUUCCGAAUGUAAAACUGUCUUUAAAAAACAGCAGAGAACCUGGGCACCGAGGUAUUGGAGUCUAUGCUUGCGUUGAGCAUGUUGGGGGUACUGAUAACACUAUUCACCUGUUUUAAGUGUUCUUGGUUAGGUGUCAAACAUCCAGGCUAAAGGGAAUUCUCAUGACUUGCGUGUGUGCUCCUUAAUACUUGGUUGGAAGCAGAGGAGAGCUACCACUUCCAAGCUGCGAUCACCUACAAAUUAAAAACUACUUGAGACGAGGAAUGGCUGGUUGCCUGCCUGCUCCCCAGCUCACUUGGGGAUAAGUUUAAUGCACUGUACUUUUUAAUUUGUAUUUACUUACCGCAAAUGUGUAUAUAUUUUGUACAAAAGGGAAAAGUGAGCCAAGGGCUGCCAUUCCUCUUGGGCAGGAGGGACUCCCCAGGGUCUCCUGCCCAAGGGAGAUCAGCUGCCAAGCUGACAAAAAGUGUGUUUUGUUUGCCAUAAUUUUGUUAAUUUAUUCUCCACUGUUCACACCUCAAUUCUACCACAAAUAUCUCUCCCUGGAACAGUUAUCCUGCCUCAACUAUAUAACAAAAUGGAAAAAAACCAACAACCUCCCCCCCCCCAAACCCCUUAGCGUCCCUCUGUAAACCCACCAUAGUGCUUUGCCCUUGGAAAUAACACAGCAAGGUUGGUUGCCACUUGUUUUUAAGACCUCUUUGGCUUUUCUUGUAUUUAAUAAAUGCUUACUUUUGGUGGAA
Messenger RNA from Sceloporus undulatus (fence lizard), 14003 nucleotides. It is a transcript of the gene HECTD4, whose product is annotated as HECT domain E3 ubiquitin protein ligase 4. Gene Ontology annotation, molecular function: ubiquitin-protein transferase activity. The transcript is spliced from 64 exons. The record is from RefSeq and is a predicted model, not a curated record. NCBI's taxonomy places the organism in Eukaryota, Metazoa, Chordata, Lepidosauria, Squamata, Phrynosomatidae. The coding region runs from base 97 to 11088 and encodes 3663 amino acids.